Molecule: messenger RNA, 487 nt
Organism: Acaulospora morrowiae
Lineage: Eukaryota; Fungi; Glomeromycota; Glomeromycetes; Diversisporales; Acaulosporaceae
Source: the annotation of a GenBank genome assembly
AUCAAAGGGGACAGAUUUGAUUCACAAAGGCACUCGUUGUUAUGCCUCUGCGAUUCAACUGCCGUUCCACCCACACUAUGUUCCUCUGGGUAAGCAACCCGUCAUGAGGCGGAAUCCGACCAGCGGUAGGAAAAAAGGCUUAAAAAGUUCAUAUACUAUUCCUUCAUGGAAUUUAGGCGUUGCCUCUCAGAACAAAGAUCAAGUAAUAGGGUUGCCAGCCGGAGUGGUGGGGUCUCAAGAAUUGAUUUUCCUGGAGAUCCCUUCAGUUAAUAAUAGGUCACGAAUAGUAGAAUUUGGAACAAGGGAGAAAAGGGGGGAUCAGGAGAGAAAGAUCCCGAUUUUGUUCAGAAUUUCGACUAUAUGCUUCGUUGUAACCGGAGUUUUUCGAAACUUUUACCGCCACGAAGGCAUUUUGAACAAUGACGAUUAUGGAAGCGCGACUUUAAAGUUGCAUGAAGUUACAGACACUUCAAAAUGUUCGUUAUAG